Messenger RNA from Colletotrichum truncatum, 1914 nucleotides. RefSeq names its product glutaminyl-tRNA synthetase. Gene Ontology annotation, molecular function: ATP binding; glutamine-tRNA ligase activity. NCBI's taxonomy places the organism in Eukaryota, Fungi, Ascomycota, Sordariomycetes, Glomerellales, Glomerellaceae. Gene Ontology annotation, biological process: translation; glutaminyl-tRNA aminoacylation. Gene Ontology annotation, cellular component: cytosol; cytoplasm. The record is from RefSeq and is a predicted model, not a curated record.
AUGGCGGACGCUGCUGCCGACCCCACAACCAAGCUGGCCGAGUCGACGGCCAAGCUCCAGCUCGAUGAGGAAACGGGCGAGAUGGUCAGCAAGGGCGAGCUCAAGAAGAGAUUGGCCAAGCGCGCCAAGAAGGCUGCCACUGAGAAGGCCAAGGCUGCGAAGGAGGCCGCUGGUGGUGGAGAGAGCAAGCCCAAGGCCGCACCUAAGCCCAAGGUCGAGGAGGUUGUCCUGGACCCGCAGGCUAUGUUCAAGCAGGGCUUCCUGGAGGAGGUCUACAAGGAGAGGCCAUCUGAGAAUGUUGUGACGCGAUUCCCUCCUGAGCCUAAUGGAUACCUGCAUAUCGGUCACGCCAAGGCUAUUGCCGUCAACUUUGGCUUCGCCAAGUACCACGGCGGUGUCUGCUACCUGCGAUACGACGAUACGAACCCCGAGAAGGAGGAGGAGAGAUACUUCACGGCGAUUGAGGAGAUGGUUCGCUGGCUCGGAUUCACGCCCUACAAGAUUACCUACUCGAGCGACAACUUCCAGAAGCUGUACGACCUGGCAGAAAAGCUCAUCACACUGGAGAAGGCCUAUGUCUGUUACUGCAAUGAUACCGAAAUUAAGCUCCAGCGCGGCGGAGAGAAGGGCGCCACCCCCCGUUACCGAUGCGACCAUGCGAACCACACCGUUGACGAGAACCUCCAGAAGUUCAGAGAUAUGAGAGAUGGAAAGUACAAGCCCAGGGAGGCCUUCCUUCGUAUGAAGCAGGAUAUCACCGAUGGCAACCCCCAGAUGUGGGAUUUGGCCGCCUACCGCAUCAAGACCGACACUCCUCACCACCGCACUGGCUGGGACUGGAAGAUCUACCCCACAUAUGACUUCACGCACUGCUUGUGCGAUAGCUUCGAGGGCAUCACCCACUCCCUGUGCACAACUGAGUUCGUCCAGAGCCGUGUUUCCUACGAGUGGCUGAACAAGACGCUUGGUGUCUACGAGCCCAUGCAGCGCGAGUAUGGUCGUCUGGGCAUCACUGGCACUGUCCUCUCGAAGAGGAAGAUCUUGAAGUUGGUCGAGGAGAAGAUUGUUCGCGGCUGGGAUGAUCCUCGUUUGUACACUCUGAUUGGCAUCAAGAGGAGAGGUGUUCCCCCUGGUGCUAUUCUGGACUUCGUCAACGAGCUGGGUGUCACCACCUCCGUCUCUGUGAUCCAGAUUAAGCGUUUCGAGCAGACUGUGCGCAAGUAUCUCGAGCGCACCGUCCCCAGACUGAUGAUGGUCCUGGAUCCAAUCCCAGUUGUCAUUGAGGACGCCGAGCCCGUUGACGUCGAGCUUCCCUUCUCCCCCAAGGACCCCAAGAUGGGCUCUCAUACCGUCAAGUUCACGCCUACUGUCUACAUCGACAGCGCCGACUUCAGAGAGGUCGACAGCAAGGACUACUUCCGCCUUGCUCCCAACAAGACGGUCGGUCUGCUCAACGCGCCCUUCCCAAUCAAGGCCACCUCCUACACUAAAGACGAGACCACGGGCAAGAUCACCGAGAUUCGUGCCGUGUUCGACAAGGAGACCAAGAAGCCCAAGGCUUACAUCAACUGGGUUGGCACUGAUGGCUCCAAGAGAGUUGAGGCUCGCAUCCACAACUCGCUGUUUAAGAGCGAGAAGCCCGACGACGCUGAGGGCGGUUUCCUCAACGACAUCAACCCCGAAAGUGAGGUCAUCUACCCUAAUGCCAUUAUCGAGAGUGGCUUCGACGAGGUUAAGCGCCGUGCACCUUGGCCUGAGGCGGCUGGCGAGAGUGAGCUCGGCAAGGGUGGACCGGAGAGCGUUCGCUUCCAGGCCACUCGUAUUGCCUACUUUGCCGUCGACUGCGACAGUACCGAUGACAAGAUUGUCCUUAACCGUAUUGUGUCAUUGAAGGAGGAUGCCAACAAGAACUAG